AUGGAUAAUCUAUUAAAAAACUCACCCAAUAAAAUUGUGUCUCAAGUACCAAUUACCAUUGAAGAUGAAAGUAACAAUAUCUCUCGCUUACCAUUGAUUGACAUCGAAAAUUCAAGUCAAAUACUUACUAAUGCUACCAAUCAAAAUUCUGAUGUUAUUGAAAGCCAAAUGAAAAAGCUUUUUGAUCUUCAUAAACAAAUUCAAAAAACUGGAAUGUGUUAUAGAAGGAAAGAAAAACAAUAUGUGGAAGAUGGAGUUAAAGAAAUAAUAAAUGAAUGUCUAUACCUGAAAGCGGAAUCUCUUUCAUUACAUAUAAAGAAGCAUCUAAAGAUAAUGGCUCCUGAAAAAAUGGAAAAAUAUGAACAAACUACUAAAUGGAAUAUAUUAUGGUUGGAUCAUAUUGUUGUUCAUAUCGUGAAAGCAGAUCUUGCCAAAUGGAAAUCAAAUGAUAAAGUUCGAUGGUGGUUUGAAAAUCUAGAGACAUGUAUUGAUGAAGAAGAUGAGUCACUACUUUCCCAAAUUGUUGCCAAAGUGUUCAGUAAAAAUGCAACCAAAAAUAAUGCUUUUGUGAUAAAAGCAUGUAUUCAAAAUAUGUUAGAUCCUGAACAUGUAAAAAUCGAAAUGGAUGAAGGUUACAUAAUUACAAAAUUAAACCAAUAUGCAGUUAAGUAUAUUUUAAUUUAA
This is a messenger RNA of Rhizophagus irregularis DAOM 181602=DAOM 197198, 684 nucleotides long. RefSeq lists its product as uncharacterized. The record is from RefSeq and is a predicted model, not a curated record. NCBI's taxonomy places the organism in Eukaryota, Fungi, Glomeromycota, Glomeromycetes, Glomerales, Glomeraceae.